Molecule: messenger RNA, 1915 nt
Organism: Cydia splendana
Lineage: Eukaryota; Metazoa; Arthropoda; Insecta; Lepidoptera; Tortricidae
Exons: 10
Coding region: 1-1899 (632 amino acids)
Source: RefSeq, a predicted model, not a curated record
AUGGUUUUUAUUAACCACAAAACUGCUUAUUGCACUUUUGCAGCUUUCAGUAUACAAAAUGUAUUCGCGCAGGACGUUAUCGAUAUACAUUUGGAUAAUCUCCUAAAGAUGCAGCAAGGACUGGGUUCGCCACAUUCUCUGCAGGUGGCUACAGGGCACGAGGCACUGAUGAAACUGCGCAGGGAAAUGCCUAAUCCAUACACGUGCACGGUCACUACACCUAUGGGAGUGACUUUCGAUGUCCAGACUCCACCCGACAACAGAUUUGAGAGCUGGAGUGAUAACUGCGGUGUUCGAGUCCGGCACGUGGUGCUGGCCGACGAAGGCCGCUGGAGGCUCACCGCUACCGCCGGGAACGAUUCCAUCUCAGGGUGGAUCGAGGUCUACGUCGAAGAUGACAGAACAUCCUACACUGCACCAACCAUUUCGCUGCAGGACGGCCAAACUCACGCGAACGUUGAGCUUACUACGCUAGACAACUUGUACUGUAUGGUGGCCCAGCCAGCCUCCGAGAGCUCGGUGGUCGCCGGCCAUUGUGAAGUGACGUUAGACCGCAUUACUCGCGCUGUUAAAGGCAACUGGGACGUUUUUCUGGGUCUCCCGGGGAAGAUUAACGAGCUGCAUGUGCAGAGACAGGUCGCUGUUGAAGCGGAGCGACUAGAUGUCGGCUUCAUUCACGACUCGAAUGCUAACAAGGUCCAUUUGUACUGUAAUAUCCUGGUCACCGAGAAGAACAUCAACUUCUGUCGCUUCCAAAGAACUAACGCUGCAUCUGGCUACAACGUUAUGGAUGGGCUGGGUGAUGGCGUACAUAGUUAUUACGGGGAAGGAUUCGAUCAACGUCAAUGCGGUAUGACCAUUGAACAGCCGACAGCUGAAGACUUCAGCACUUGGCGCUGCACGGUGGGCGUACAGGCGUGGGUGGGUGCCUUAAUCGAGCAACAGACCCCUUUGCAGGCUCUCAUCAGCGUCUCAUCGAAUAAUAGAAUCGCACGUCCUCUCGAGGAGACAGAGGUACAGACCGUGUUCACACAAGUGGACAGAGAGUUCACGGUGAUGUGUCGCGCGGAUCGCGCGCUGAGGUACUGCUGGUUCCAGCAUCCUAACGGGACGCAGUACACGCCGCUGCCCCUUGCUGAUGACACCCAAUUGUUUUGGUACACCGGCGAGGACUUUCAAGCGGGCGACUGCGGCAUAACAUUCUCUCACGCCACAGAAGGAGACGCCGGCCUGUGGAUGUGUCACAUGGGGCCCAGCGACCAAGUGGGCGUGGAGGUCACCGACCGGCUCAACGUGAGGGUCACCGGGCCCCUGGCGGCCAACUACCAGCAGAUAGAGACCGUAGUAGGGGAGACGGUCACUGUGUAUUGCCGUACGUCCAACGGCGUCCGACCACUAGACUAUUGUCGGUUUAUGACGCCCAGUUUUGUCGGGCUCAGCGUCGAUGAAACAGUUACGGAAGAGAACGCGAUACUAAAUCGCUUCUACUUCACUCCUGGCCGCGAGCUGAACCUUGGGGACUGCUCGUUGACCAUCAGCUCAGUGCAGUACGAGGACUUAGGAGUUUGGACGUGCGCUGCUGUGGUCAACGGGGAUACUGAAGAAGCGAGGGACACAGUUACUCUCUAUGUUAGCGAUUCAGCGCUCAACGCUCGGGCCCUCUCUCAAGCCAGCAUAGCGGGCAUGACGAUAGGCCUAGCAGCUGUGCUCGCCGCAUUAGGGGGGGUCGUAUGGUACAAACGGCACACCUUGUUCCCCCCCAAGAGGUCCAACAGAUCCACGGACCCGACAGUCGCGUUCAGUCGGCGUACUAUGUCGACCACUAGCAGCGGUGGGUCGUCAAACAGCAGUGUGCUGGAGAAUUUAGAAUUGCCUACAAUAACCUCGCAAAGAACAUAGCGAACGUGUUUACAUA